Messenger RNA from Helianthus annuus (common sunflower), 3272 nucleotides. Its product is annotated as probable LRR receptor-like serine/threonine-protein kinase RFK1. The coding region runs from base 76 to 3120 and encodes 1014 amino acids. NCBI's taxonomy places the organism in Eukaryota, Viridiplantae, Streptophyta, Magnoliopsida, Asterales, Asteraceae. Gene Ontology annotation, molecular function: ATP binding; protein binding; protein kinase activity. The record is from RefSeq and is a predicted model, not a curated record. Gene Ontology annotation, biological process: protein phosphorylation. The transcript has 24 exons.
GUCCAUUUCUACCUCAACCCCCAAAAUAAAAUAUAAAAAAAAUUAAAAAAAAAUAAGCCUUUGAACUCUGCAUCAAUGGUGGCAAGAAAAGGUGAAUUCAUGCUGCUUCUGAUUCUCAAUCUUGUCAUCUUUCAAAGAUUGGUUGAAUCCAGUGUGCCACAACAAGAAGUGGAAGCUGUUGGGAACAUUCUUGCUUCCAUGAAUGCAACAAGUUGGAGAUUUGAUGGCGAUGAUUGCAGUCUUUAUAUGGUUUCUCAAGUGCCAAAGCUAUCUCAAGAAGCUAAUGCUAGCAUUGGAUGUGAUUGCAACAUUGGCAACCAUACCGAUGAUUGUCAUGUCGUAAGGAUCACACACAAGUUUUACAGCCUUGAUGGGGUACUCUCACCUGAAUUAGUAAAGCUUCCUUACCUCCAGUCCAUAGAUUUUGCUUACAAUUACUUAAGUGGCACAAUACCGUCUGAAUGGGGUUCAACACAGUUGCAAGAAAUCUCCCUUCUUGGUAACCGUUUAACUGGAUCAAUUCCACCGGAACUAGGCAAUAUCACCACCCUCAUAAAACUGGACUUUGAAGCUAACCAGUUUUCAGGACCUCUUCCAUCCGAGUUAGGGAGAUUAACAAAUUUGAGUAAAUUGAUGUUGUCUUCAAACAUGUUGACCGGAAAGCUGCCAACGACCCUUGGUCAACUAGGAAAUCUAAAAGACUUUAGGAUAAACGCAAACAACUUCAGCGGGUCGAUACCUGAUUUUAUACAAAACUGGAGAUUACUUACUAGAUUAGAGAUGAUGGCGAGUGGACUCACGGGACCUAUUCCUUCAAACAUAUCUCUUCUAGAGAAACUAAUCGAUCUGCGAAUUAGUGAAAUAACCGGACCCGCUCAAGGUUUUCCUCAGCUCAACAAUACUAAAGAAUUAAUAAGAUUGAUCUUGAGAAAUUGCAACAUUUCUGGGGAAAUACCCGAUUAUAUCUGGCAAGUGAGAGAACUUGAAUUGUUUGAUGUAAGUUUUAAUCGACUAGUAGGGAGCGUAUCUAAUAACAUUCUUGGGAGGCACUUGAGAUUAAUGUUUUUAACCAAUAAUAUGCUAAGUGGAGACAUACCGGAUACACUUUUGGUAGACGGGGCUAGUAUUGAUCUUUCCUACAACAAUUUUACAUGGCAAGGAUCUAAUCAACCCGCAUGCCGACAAAACCAGAAUUACUAUGUAAACUUGUUCAGAAGCUCCUCGACAGGAACGCCAAUACAUGAUAUGUUCCCGUGCAUGGAGAAUGUUAAUUGUCCUAGAUAUGCAUGCUCUUUACAUGUUAAUUGUGGCGGGAAUGAUUUAAUGGUCAGGGAAAGCAACGGGAAAUCUGUUCUUUACGAAGGAGACGCCGAUGUUGAUGGUGGUGCCGCUAGGCUGUACAAAGCCGCCAGGGACUGGGGACUUAGUAGCUCCGGUGACUUCAUGGAUGACGACAUUUUUCAAAACGCGCGAUACAUAGAAUCUUUUCAGGGCAACACAAGCUUACCUACCCUUUAUACAACCGCUCGUCUCUCACCACUUACACUCACUUACUUCAGCUACUGUUUGGAGAACGGUGAAUAUUCUGUUAAACUGCAUUUUGCAGAGAUACAGUUCACUAACGAUAGCACGUAUAGAAGUCUGGGCAGGAGGAUAUUUGAUAUCUAUAUUCAGGGACGACGGGUUAGAAGAGAUUUUAAUAUCGAAGAUGAGGCGGGUGGUGUUGGCAGGCCAGUGGUCUUGCCAUUUAACGCUAGUGUGACGGAUAACAUCUUGGAGAUCCGGUUUUACUGGGCGGGUAAAGGGACGACCCGUUUUCCUAAAAGAGGAGUUUACGGGCCUCUUGUAUCGGCUAUUGGUGUUGACCCGUAUUUUAAAACUUGUUCGACGGGUGGAAAAAAGUCGUAUAAAUCUGUUUAUAUAGGUAUCGGGAUUGGUGUCCUGUUUUUUAUAUUCUUCAUCUCUGCUGUCUUGUGGUGGAAAAAAUGUUUUAAAGCCCGAAAAACAAACGAUAAAGAUUUUGAAGGAAUGGAGCUAAAAACGUUUUCGUAUUCUUUUAAACAACUGAAGAUUGCUACAGACAACUUCAAGGCUUCGAACAAAAUCGGGGAAGGAGGUUUUGGGCCUGUUUACAAGGGUACAUUGAGUGAUGGCACGGUGGUUGCGGUGAAGCAGCUUUCAUCUCGGUCAAAGCAGGGAAACCGCGAGUUCUUGAAUGAGAUCGGUGUGAUUUCGUGUUUACAACACCCGAAUCUUGUUAAACUUUAUGGAUGUUGCAUUGAAGGAGAUCAGUUGUUGCUGGUUUAUGAGUACAUGGAAAAUAAUAGCCUUGCAAAUGCUUUGUUUGAUGAAAAUGGAUUAAUGCUGGAUUGGCCAACGAGGUUCAACAUAUGUAUUGGGAUUGCUCGGGGUUUAGCUUUCCUCCACGAUGAAUCCAGGCUAAAAAUUGUCCACCGGGACAUCAAAGCCACAAAUGUGCUACUUGAUAAAGAUCUUAUCCCGAAAAUUUCGGAUUUUGGAUUGGCAAGGCUACAUGAGGACGAUAAGAGUCACGUUAGCACACGAGUUGCCGGAACAAUUGGAUACAUGGCACCCGAGUAUGCCCUCUGGGGUCACUUGAGCGACAAGGCAGAUGUUUACAGCUAUGGAGUGGUGGUGUUAGAAAUCGUUAGCGGGAAGAACAACACCAGUCGCGUGCCGAUUAACGACUGCUUUUGUCUUCUAGAGUGGGCUUGUCGAUUGGAAACAAGUAAACAAUACGACAAGCUUUUCGACGAGAGAUUGGAGUCGACGAUCAACAAACAAGAAGCCGAAACCGUCGUGAAAGUAGCGCUUUUGUGCACCAGCGGUUCGCCGUCAAUGAGGCCGACGAUGUCAGAGGUUGUAAACAUGCUCAAAGGAAAAACCAGUGUACCAGAAACAGUUCCAGAAGCAAGCGGCAACACCGAAGAUCUGAGAUUCAAAGCAAUGAGAAACUUUCAAAGUAAGAUGAAAGGUGAAGGAAGUCAAACCGGUGGUCAAAAUCAAAAUUCAAACAAGAAUCAGACUGAUAAGAACUCUUCUUUGAAAUCUGAUGAUGAUGCGUUUGAGAUCCAGUCGGUUGAUAAACGAUCGUAUUGAAAUUCAGCUAUAGUUCUCAACUUUUGCAAUUUCGUUCCCGGAUAGUCCCUGACGUGGAUUGAGGUUAGUUUUUUUUUUUGUUAAGUGGGUGUGUAAUGACAAACAAUUUUUUUGACAUAUUUUAGUUCCUUAUAAAUAAUUCCGCAAACAAA